Molecule: messenger RNA, 3126 nt
Organism: Aspergillus mulundensis
Lineage: Eukaryota; Fungi; Ascomycota; Eurotiomycetes; Eurotiales; Aspergillaceae
Gene: tcsB
Product: putative sensor histidine kinase/response regulator TcsB/Sln1
Exons: 6
Coding region: 1-3126 (1041 amino acids)
Biological process (GO): phosphorylation; phosphorelay signal transduction system
Molecular function (GO): phosphorelay sensor kinase activity
Source: RefSeq, a predicted model, not a curated record
AUGCGCGUUCCUAUUGCCGUGCAGUUGGGGCUGCUGGUCCUCUUGACGGCCCUGGCUGGUCUGGCGGCUCUAGCCAUCGCAACGUGGAUUAACAACUACAACUUCGUUGUUGGCGUCAAAUCCAAAAGCCUCGAACUCGUCGCUACGAUCAAGUCCAGUCAGAUCGCCGGAAAUCUUGACCUGCUCGAGACGACAUGCAAGACAAUCAUUACCCGCAUCCUCCUCCAGUCCACCCUCGAGAGUUACUACGCCGGCAAUACAAGCAAUGGACUAUGGGACUCGUCGAUCACUGACGUGCAAUCCGCUUUGGGGACUCGUGGGUAUCUCAGCCUCUACCAAGCGAGCGUCUAUGCGAGAGGCGUCGAAGAUGGGGAAACAACAGCGCGGCGAUUGAUAAACGUUACGAGCGAUGAUGUCCCUGAAAUCAGGCUCCCCUACAAUCAUCCGAACGGCACUGCGGUGAUGCUUGGAGAUGACGGACUCGGAUACCCACCCUCGCUCUAUCCAAACCUGACCGAAAAUGCGACCUCGAACGGGGUACGCGCUUUUGGGACUGUCCCGGUUACAAUGAACCAGCCGUUACUUCUUGGGCCGCUCGCAACGAAUGACUCUUUCUCGCUUGUGUCUUUGUCGGUGCCGAUCAUCAAUAAUACUUCGGCUGCGGAUAUCCUGGGCUACAUCACUGUUGUUGCGAGCGCCGCCAACUUGCAGGAUGUGGUGAAAUCUCGUCAAGGCCUUGGAGACACCGGUCAAGUUCUCCUGCUUUCCCCCUCGAGGCCAGAGAAUCGUUUCCCUACCGGCUCGCGACCAGGCACGCCAACAUCAGAUCCUCAGAUUAGCGGUCUGGAUGAACAACAAGUACAUUAUGUGUUCGCGCCGACGCCGUUGCCAGGAAACAAGAGGAGACACAGCGUCGCUGUCGCCAACGGGGAGUCGUUUCCAUUACGCGACUAUCCCAUCGCGCUGAAUGUCUUGAGCAAGCCCUAUGCAUCAAUCAAUCACUCAAUCACCAAUCUCUCGUCAAGAAAUGAGAACGAUAGUCAUGUCGCUGUCGGCGCGAUUCAGCAGCGGUCUGACUUGGUGGAAUGGGUGCUGAUUAUCGAAGAAACGCACGCAGAGGCAUUCGCUCCUGUUUCCCGUCUGCGAAAUAUUAUCUUAGCUUGCGUAUUUGGUGUAGCAGGCGUGAUUGCUUUGCUCAUUCCACCGCUUGCCCAUAUAUCAGUUGCCCCUAUUCGCAGACUCCGCGAGGCGACGCGAAAAUCAGUUAAUCCCACGAUUGGGCCGCUGAGUCCGUCCCCGUCGACUAUGAUUGAUCCUAUCGAAGUAGCGAUGCAGAACGACAACGAGAAGAGCGGGUUCUUCAGCCGGCUUCGACGCGGUCGAAGCGAUUCAGCGAAUGACCGUCAUCGCGACCACGAGUCGCAUCAAUUCCAGAUCCCUAGCCGAGUCAAGGAGCGUAAACAUCUCAUUAUGGAUGAAUUGACAGACCUGACGAGCACGUUCAACGAAAUGUCCGACGAGCUUGUGAUCCAGUACAAUCGACUCGAAGAGCGAGUGGCGGAGCGCACUCGUGAGCUUGAGAAAGCCAAGAUAGCGGCGGAAACGGCCAACGAGAGCAAAACACUAUUCAUUGCCAACAUAUCUCACGAGCUUAAAACACCGCUGAAUGGAAUUCUUGGGAUGUGCGCCGUUUGCAUGGGCGAGGACGAUCUCCCACGAAUUAAGAAGUCGCUCCACACUGUAUACAAGUCGGGCGACCUGCUUCUGCACCUGUUGAACGACCUACUUACCUUUAGCCGGAAUCAAAUCGACCAAGCCAUUCGGCUGGAAGAGAAAGAGUUCAAACUCUCGGACAUUCGGUCGCAGUUGAAUAUCAUCUUCCAGAAUCAGGUCCAAGAGAAACAGAUUUCAUUCAGUAUCAAGUUCUGCCAUCCGGACACUCCCCGGCUCAGCGACUCCGCGAAAGCUGCAUCUCGCACGGCUGGUGCUGUAUACGGCCCACCAGGAACGGCCAGGUUGAAAGACAUGGUGCUUUGGGGCGAUCAACACCGCAUCUUACAAAUCCUUAUCAACCUUGUGAGCAACAGUCUCAAGUUCACGCCGGAAGAGGGCAUCGUCGCAAUACGCAUCAAAUGUCUCGGCGAGGAGCAUACGCGUCCCAACAGCCCGAGACCUGAAUCAAAAGCCCUCUCACGCUGGCGAUCCAGAGGGUCCUCUCACGCCAGCUCGCGCCCUAGACCAUCCAUCGAUCUCCCAAAAGACGGCGGGGACGACAAUCAAGCGCGCCCUUCGAACAUGCGCACGCUCAUCCUCCAAUUCGAAGUCGAAGAUACCGGUCCCGGGAUUCCCCACCACCUCCAAAAUCGCGUAUUCGAGCCUUUCGUGCAAGGUGACCUUCGACUCAACCGAAAGUACGGGGGCACUGGCUUGGGUCUGAGUAUCUGCAUGCAGCUCGCCAGGCUCAUGCGUGGCCAGAUCCUGUUAGACAGCGAGCAAGGACGAGGGACGCUAUUUUCCGUUCGAAUUCCGCUGGGCUUCGUCAAAGAGUCGGCGCCUAGCACUUCUAGCUCGAUGACGAGUGUGGCUCCUUCACGUACCUCAAGUGUUUUCUCUUUGAAUGAUCUCGCAACUGUUGCAAAGGCGCCAUCAAAUCAUAGCGUAGCAUCUCAGCAUGAGUCUACGCAGAGUUCUGAGAAGCAGGAUUCACAGCCUCGCUUGGUUGGUUUGAGUCAGCCAUUCUUUGCACCGGCUGUGCGUCCGGCCGAGGACGAUGGGCCAAGGAAGAUAAGGGCCUUGGUGGCUGAGGAUAACGUAGUCAACCAGGAGGUUGUUACGAGAAUGCUGGCUUUAGAAGACGUAUACGACGUGAUUGUGGUCAAAGACGGCCAGGAAGCCUAUGACACAGUAAAGGCGAAUAUGGAGGAGGGCAGAGUGUUUGACUUGAUUUUUAUGGAUAUUCAGAUGCCAAACCUCGACGGCAUCGAGAGCACUCGCCUCAUCCGCCAAAUGGGUUACUCGGCGCCGAUUGUCGCGCUGAGCGCAUUCUCGGAAGACAGCAAUAUCAAGGACUGCAUGAACUCGGGGAUGGACAUGUUCAUUAGGUAUGUUUCGCCGAGGAAGCUCUAG